Molecule: messenger RNA, 1381 nt
Organism: Musa acuminata AAA Group (dessert banana)
Lineage: Eukaryota; Viridiplantae; Streptophyta; Magnoliopsida; Zingiberales; Musaceae
Exons: 9
Coding region: 104-1093 (329 amino acids)
Molecular function (GO): molybdenum ion binding; catalytic activity; pyridoxal phosphate binding
Source: RefSeq, a predicted model, not a curated record
CACCUGUCGACUGCAUCCUACUAUAUAAAACAUCGGGCAAGGAGAAGGCGGUGGUUGCCGAGCGGCGGGAGCAAGUGACUCGGCACUUACGGUAGCGUAGGAAAUGGAGAAAGCGUCCUCGAUUCUUGCUUCCGUCUUCGGAUCGCGGGAGCCGGUGGCGUCCGCCACGGUCGCCACAAUCUUCGUCUACCCUAUCAAGUCUUGCCGUGGAAUCUCUGUCCCUCGAGCCUGCAUCACGUCCACGGGACUUCGAUGGGAUCGGCAGUGGUUGGUUGUGAACUCAAAGGGGAGAGCAUACACCCAACGAGUUGAACAAACACUUGCUCUGGUCGAGAUAGAGCUGCCAAUUGAUGCCUUUAGGGAGGACUGGGAGCCAAAUGACAUCUCAUAUAUGGUUAUAAAGGCACCUCAGAUGGAGCCACUGAAGAUUCCUUUGAAUAGAGAACAUGCUGCCAUUGAUGACAUAUCUGUAUGGGAGUGGUCUGGCUCUGCACUUGAUGAAGGCAAUGAAGCAUUUGAGUGGUUUACCAAGUAUCUUGGAAAACCAAGCCGUCUAGUCCGUUUUAAUACUGUAUCAGAAAUUAGAGCUGUGGACCCCGAUUACGCUCAGGGAUACAAAACUGCAUUUUCUGAUGGGUUUCCUUUCUUAUUGGCAUCCCAGCUUUCUGUUUUAAUAUAUCAUAUGCAGGGAUCAUUUAAUUCUGUAAAUGAGCUUCUGGAAGAACCAUUAUCAGUUAAUCGCUUCAGAGCAAAUAUCAUUGUUGAUGGGUGUGAUCCAUUUUCAGAGGACCUGUGGAAAGAAAUAAAAAUAAACAAGUUAACAUUCUGUGGUGUUAAGUUAUGUGCACGCUGUAAGGUACCAACUAUCAACCAAGAGAAUGGAAGUGUGGGGAAUGAGCCAACGCAAACUCUAAUGAAGUUUCGGUCAGACCAUGCUUUGCAUUUAAAGGAGAAGAAGGGGAAGGUCUUCUUUGGACAGAAUUUGAUCUGCAAAGAUUCACUCUCACCAACAGGCAGAGGGAAAUCUAUUGCUGUCGGGGAUCCAGUUUGUGUUCUUCAGAAGUACCCAUCUUAUGCUGAUGCACCUGUCUGACCAUCCAAGAACCUUUACUCAAGGAUGCAGGUCUCAGUAUGGCAGUGUGUGAAGCAAGUUGGCUUUUGGCCUUCCAUCAAUUUUCUUCUGUCUUUCAAUAAAUAACUGUAUAUUAUAAAUAUGAAAUCAGGUCAAUGUGUUGUCAAAACAAUUAGUUCAUAUGCAAUACCUGCCUGGAUUUUGGUUUAGGAAAGUAAAUGACAUAUUUCCUUGCUUUUUUCUAGAAGAUACCAUUCUUGCUAAGCUUUUUAGGUUCUUGGUUCUGUAAAUAAACUUUUAGUUUCUGCA